UUAAAAGUGAAUGGGAGAAGCGAACGACGGAAAUUCAGGCUGCUCAGAUCGCCCCCUGGGAGUAUUUGAGAGUUCCAGCGUCUGCAGCUGAAAAACCGAGAGGGCUCUCCCAUCCAAGGUGUAGUAAUUCCCUGUGGCUAGGAGGACACCGGUGUCUGGCUUCCUCAAAGACAGGUUACACUAACGCAGCCCCGUGAAAAUCUCUGGAGACCAUGGCCAAGAAAAGAGUUGCUGUGAUUGGGGCAGGUGUGAGUGGGCUCAGCUCUAUCAAGUGCUGCCUGGAAGAAGGCUUGGAGCCCCUCUGCUUUGAAAGGUCUCAUGACAUCGGAGGGCUGUGGCGGUUCCAGGAAGAACCUGAAGAAGGAAGGGCAAGUAUUUAUAAGUCAGUGAUCAUCAACACUUCGAAGGAGAUGAUGUGCUUCAGUGACUAUCCCAUCCCAGAUCACUAUCCUAACUUCAUGCACAACUCCCAGGUCCUGGAGUAUUUCAGGAUGUAUGCCAAAGAAUUUGACCUUCUAAAGUACAUUCAAUUUAAGACCACUGUGUGCAGUGUGAAGAAGCAGCCUGAUUUCCCCACUUCAGGCCAGUGGGAGGUGGUCACGGAAUCUGAAGGGAAAAAGGAGACGCAUGUCUUCGAUGCAGUUAUGGUUUGCACUGGCCAUCACACCUAUGCUCACUUACCCUUGGAAAGCUUCCCUGGAAUUGAGAAGUUCAAAGGACAAUACUUCCAUAGUCGAGAUUAUAAGGAUCCAGAGAGUUUCACUGGAAAGAGAGUCAUUGUAAUUGGCAUUGGGAAUUCUGGAGGGGACCUGGCAGUGGAAAUUAGCCACAGGGCCAAACAGGUUUUCCUCAGUACCAGAAGAGGGGCUUGGAUCGUCAAUCGUGUAGGAGACUAUGGAUAUCCUUAUGAUAUAGUUUUCUUAUCUCGAUUUAAUCUUUUGCUGAAGAAGAUUGUUGGUGAAUCAGCAGCAAAUAGACAUUUGGAAAAAAAGAUUAACCAAAGGUUUAAUCAUGAAAUGUUUGGCCUGAAGCCUAAACACAGAGUUUUCAGUCAGCAUCCAACAGUAAAUGAUGACCUGCCAAACCGUAUAAUUUCUGGCUUUGUGAAGGUGAAAACAAAUGUGAAGGAAUUCACAGAGACAGCAGCCAUAUUUGAGGACGGCUCCAGGGAGGAUGACAUUGACGCUGUUAUCUUUGCUACAGGCUAUAGCUUUGCAUUUCCUUUUCUUGAAGAUUCUGUCAAAGUAGUCAAAAACAAGGUAUCCCUGUAUAAAAAGGUCUUCCCUCCUAACCUUGAAAAGCCAACUCUUGCAAUCAUAGGCUUGAUCCAGCCCUUGGGUGCCAUUAUGCCCAUUUCAGAGCUCCAAGGACGCUGGGCCACUCAAGUAUUUAAAGGGUUAAAGACAUUGCCCCCAAAAGGUGAAAUGAUGACAGAAAUAGCUAAGGGUCACGAAGCUAUGGCAAAACAGUUUGUGGAAAGCCAACGCCAUACCAUUCAGGGAGACUAUAUAAGUACCAUGGAUGAGCUUGCUGAUCUGGUGGGCGUCAAGCCCAAUCUGCUGUCCCUGGCCUUCACUGACCCCAAACUAGCAUUCCAGUUAUUUUGGGGACCCUGUACUCCAAUGCAGUAUCGUCUACAGGGUCCUGGAAAGUGGGAUAGAGCUCGGAAAGUGAUCCUCACCACAGAAGAUCGUAUCAGGAAGCCACUAAUGACAAGAAUAGUUGAAACCGAUAAUUCCAAGACUUCGACAAUAACAAUGGCCAAGUUUAUGUUGGCUGUUGUUUUCUUUGCUAUGAUUAUAACCUAUCUGUAGCUGUUCCAUUGUCAUGGUCCCAGUUUUCUUUGAAAGCUGAAUCUGCAGAUGCCUUUGGAGCCUGACAAGAUUCAACAAUGUUCAUUGUCCAAAAAGAGAUCUUUCAUAUUGUCCAGAAAUCUACUUUUCUUUCUCUUUCCAAAGCAUUCAUUCUUUUUCCUCUUUUCCCUACAGUGAAAUCUCAGCAUUUCAUUUGUAUUGACUUACUUCCCUUAUUCUUAUGACUCAUUACAUUUUCCUUCCAGUCAUUCCUGGACCAUGAGCUUAGAUACUCUUUUAGUCAUCUUUGUUUCUCCUUAGCAGAAUUCCUGGCAUGUGGCAGGUGCUUAAUAAAUGUGUGCCGUUGUUUAUCAAAUAUUGUGGUGGGGAACAUAAGCCAAUAUCUACAUAAGAAAUGGGUGACUCCAUGUAACUGUGCUUCUGACAGUAUUUGGUGUUCUACUAGAAGCUGAAUCUUUUGUUGUUUUGAAUAUAUAACUAAAUGCAUUUUUCCUGAGAGAUAAGAGGGGAAAAAAAUGGUCUUAUAACUGUUGUACACACCUAAGAUAAGACAUAUAGACACUUAAACAUUUCAUUUCACUAUCUAUUCACUAGUAUAUCUGAUAGCUGGUCAUUUUUCUUCUUUUCCCCUAAGCAACACAUCUCUGUUUUCUCACUGAGAACUACCUUCAACUAUCUAGGCUCAUGGAUCGUUCUAACAAUCUAGCAGCUGCCAACAGGCUCAACCUGACUGGAAAAACUGGGAUUUUAAAUUAGCAGUCCAGUCCUUUUUGAUCUCUCAGUUCUCAUAUUAGGAUACAAGACUUUAUCUUAGGAACUGUGAUAAGUAGCCAUCAACUGCUAUAGUAUGACCUACAAAUGUGACUGGAUUUCCCCCCCACCCCCAACUCCUACUUUCUCCCCUCCAUACCCUCCCACACUCAGAAAGUCAAGGUAAUUCAAAGAGGCCAGUUAUGUAAUAAAUUAAAAUUGAUGAUAACUAAAUAUAGGGGGUAUUCUACUUUUAACAGUUAUGUCAGAAAUUGCAAGUUAUGAAAAACAAAGCAAAUGAAAUGAAAAUCAGGGACUCCAGUUUAUGUCCAAGAGCUGCUGUUGAGUCUGUUUUCUCAUCCAUAGUAGUGUUGCUCUGUUCUUCUGCCUCAGAGAAGUUAACUCAAUGUUAACUGUUGGGCAAACUGAAUUUCAUGAAGAAAGGUACUGGAUGUACCCAUCAAGUGUGUGUUCAUAAAGACGCUGUUGUGUAAUACAUUUUGGGAUUGCUGUCUAUGACUUAACAAAAGAAUACGUUUGACCAGCUGAAGAAACAACAUUAGAAAUUAUCUGCUUUCCCAGUAUAAAUAAGAGAACCAGAAAUGUGAGAACUACAACUUCUUCUUAAUCAUAAAACUAUUAAUAUGUGUACAAUUCCCUGCUAUUUUGCCUGUGGAAAAACUUUUUGAGAAUGAGAAGGUCUUUUGCCUUCCAUAAUUCUUGUGAUACUUGGGAUUUAUCUUCUAUUAAAAUGGACCUAGUAUUUUUUUUUUUAAUUGGAGUAGUUGCUUUACAAUGUUUUGUUAGUUUCUACUGUACAGCAAAGUGAAUCAGCUAUAUGUAUACAUAUAUGCCCUCUGUUUUUGGAUUUUCUUCCCCAUUUAGGUUACCACAGAGCACUGAAUAGGGUUCCUUUUGCUAUACAGUAAAUUCUCUAAAAUGGACCUAGCAUUUUCUAAUCUGCAGACUAUUCUGGUGCAAGAGUAAAUGAAAAGCCACUUCUUUUUCAUUUCCUUCUUUUAACAUAUACAUUUUCCUCUUUUAGUGUGUAAGUUUGUUGAAUUAAUAGUCCUUUGACAACAUAAUUCCUAGUUAUCAGUAAUAAAUACUCCACUUUCCUCUUUAAAUAAAAAGCAUGUAAUUCUAAGUUCAUUGACUCUCUCACUUUAUGUAUGAUAUGAAAGUUUACCAAAAAAAAGCCCAUCAUCGUAAACCAAGCUAAAAGUCAGAUGUGAAUAGGAAAGUGAACUCAAAACAAACUCAAGAUACAAAGCCCUAGUUACUGACCUUGUUGUCGUUGUUGUUUAGUUGCUAAGUCAUGUUGUUUAGUUGCUAAGACUCUUUUGACCCUAUGGACUGUAACCCACCAGGCUUCUCUGUCCAUGGGAUUUCCCAGGCAUGAAUACUGAAGUGGGUUGCCAUUUCCUUCUCCAGGGGAUCUUCCCAGCCAGGGAUCAAAUCCAUAUCUCCAGUGUCUCCUGGAUUGCAGGUGAAUUCUUUACUGCUGAGUCAUCUGGGAAGCCCCAGUUACUGAUUAAUACUCAUCAAUUUACCACAUCUUUCUUUUGUAAUUAUAUUAAAAAGUAAUAUCAUUUUCCUAAUUAUAUUAUACAAAAAAAAAAAAAAAGAGAGAGAGAAAGCUUUCUUGUAGUACCAGAAAAUAUAUGUAACUCCUUGGCUGAUUCAUAUCAAUGUAUGACAAAACCCACUGCAAUGUUGUUAAGUAAUUAGCCUCCAACUAAUAAAAAUAAAUGAAAAAAAAAAGCAAACUGGUGGGAGUAUGUCAUAGGGACACAGGAACCAACUGAAAAUGGUCCCAGUGGCCAAAGCUGAAUAACAGUAUAAAUAAUCUAGUGAUCUCGAGUGGCCUAGGCCUGCAGCAGCUUGAAGUGGGGUUUUGGUUCCCAGCCAGAGACUGAGGCUGGAUCAUGAUGGUGAAAGCACCAAAUCCUAGCCACUAGGCCAGUCGUCAGUGACAAGGCCCUGGCUCUUCAGCUUUGCAGAAAAGAAUUCCCACAAAGAGAGAAAGUAGUGAAACCAGCAAAAGUAUUUAUUAGGAAGAAAAAGAGUACCAUAUGUGUGGAUAGAUACAUAGACAGAGAGACCGUCCCUGAGUUGUGCCUUCGUGGCAAUUUGAAUUACUUUUAUGGGCCAUUUCUUCCAGUUUCUUUCGGCCAAUCAUUUUGAUUUGCCUGGUUUGGUGUUCAUAUUUGGUAUAUCUCAGGAUCCUCCCGUGUGUGCCAAGAUGGAGUCUAUGGAAAAGGCCUAUGGGUUGAGCAUCCCUUAGCACUCUCCUUCAAGGAGACUUUCUGUGAAUGUGUGGUCAGGAGGUCUCCUGGCUUCAAGAAUAAGAAAUACAUGGCCUGGGCAGGGCUCAACCUCUUCCCUCAAUUGUCUCGAUAUUCUUGUCUUGGAGUUUCAGUUCACAGGGAAUAAAUCUCCAAUCACUUUACUGGGUGGGGCGGGGGCACGGUUAUCUACCUCCUGCCUCACUAGUACUGGAUUACAAUAUAAAGUAUUAAAAAUGCCCAUGAGUCCAUACUGAUAUAAAUAAGUGAUUGAGUAAUAAAUAGGGCAGAACAGACAAAACUCCCAAAGAAGAAUUCUGAACAUUUACAUAACUACAGUACCCUCAAGGAGUUGAAGCAUAAUUCCCCACUCCUUAAGUAUAGGCUGCAGAGAGUGACUUCCUUCCAAAGGGAACAGUAUGAAAAGCGGGGGGAAUAACUUUGCAGUGGAGAAGUCCAACAAACACUACCUCAACUGGGUGAUCAAGAUUAACAUCAACAGUGAGGUCAUGUUGACAGUAUGUACUCUUGAUAUGAUGUGAUGAGAAAGGUACUUAGCAUCUAUGGUCUUCCCCCCUAAAACCAUAACCCAGUCUACCUGUGAGGAAAACAUCAGAGAAACCCAAGUUCAAGAAUAUCUUACAAAAUACCUGACCAUCUCAAAACUGUCAAGCUCAUCAAAGAAACAGGAAGGUCUGAAACUGCUGUAGUAUAGAGGAGCCUAAGGAGACCUGAUAUCUAAAUGCAAUGUAUCUU
Messenger RNA from Dama dama (fallow deer), 5608 nucleotides. RefSeq names its product flavin-containing monooxygenase 5. Gene Ontology annotation, molecular function: NADP binding; flavin adenine dinucleotide binding; N,N-dimethylaniline monooxygenase activity. The transcript is spliced from 10 exons. Lineage: Eukaryota; Metazoa; Chordata; Mammalia; Artiodactyla; Cervidae. Bases 213 to 1814 code for a protein of 533 amino acids. The record is from RefSeq and is a predicted model, not a curated record.